This is a messenger RNA of Coccomyxa subellipsoidea C-169, 879 nucleotides long. RefSeq lists its product as hypothetical. The transcript is spliced from 6 exons. Gene Ontology annotation, molecular function: nucleic acid binding. The record is from RefSeq and is a predicted model, not a curated record. Lineage: Eukaryota; Viridiplantae; Chlorophyta; Trebouxiophyceae; Coccomyxaceae. Bases 1 to 879 code for a protein of 292 amino acids.
AUGCCUGAUGGCACCGGUAAGAGGCUGUCAGAGUACCUCAUGGACAACAGCCUGGAGAGGCAGACGAGAAGGAGCCCUGGCAAGGGAAAAAGCAAAUGGGACGCUCAUGGUGGCAACAACGGCAACGCAGAUCCAGAUGUGCAGCAGUUGCUGGCCGUUGGACGAGGGAAGCGCCGGCGUUGGCUCGGGGAUCUGGUCCUCAGAAAGAUGGCAGGCUCUUUGACGGCGGAUGCAAUGGAGGCGCUCUUCCAGCCUGUGCCAUUUGGUGAAGUGCGCGUGAGCUGGCUGGAGCAGAUCAGCAGCCCAGAGAACGCGGCGCUCUGGGACAUGUUUCGGAGCAUCGACCCCGACAAGCAGAGCAAGGUCCUGCUGAGGUGGGAGGCGCACAUAAAGGGCGAGAGGGGCGCGGAUGAGGCUGGGCCGGGGGCAGCGCAGCAGGCGUGGCAGCGGUGGGCGGCAGUCAGCCGCAAGGCACGCACCUCCCUCAAACGGGUCAGCCCCGAGCUUGUCGCCGUCAUGGAGCUCAGCUUCCUGCACUUUCUGGAGGAGGCACGCCUCUGCACCCCCUGUUCCCCGGAACCUGAAGAUGAGACUCAGCUGGAGCUGCCCCUGGAGGAGGGCUUCCAGAGGCUCAUCGCCCAUGGACUGGCGGCAUUCCAUGGGCUGACGUCCAUCAGCCGCUCGAGUGAGGCCGGCCGCGCAGUGAUGGUGUGCAAGCCAAAGAGCGGCGCAGCUACUGCGGUGCCCCAGAUCACCUGCACAGAUAUUCUAUUUGCGCUGGAGGACAUGCCCUCAGGGGGCCUGACGGCAGCGCUGCUGGGCGAGUUUGCCGCCACCCAUGACCGCUCCUGUUCCGAGGCCUCCUUUGUGAUUGUGUGA